Molecule: messenger RNA, 3373 nt
Organism: Planococcus citri (citrus mealybug)
Lineage: Eukaryota; Metazoa; Arthropoda; Insecta; Hemiptera; Pseudococcidae
Gene: mmm
Product: missing minor mitochondria
Exons: 15
Coding region: 534-2900 (788 amino acids)
Biological process (GO): cilium movement involved in cell motility; inner dynein arm assembly
Cellular component (GO): inner dynein arm
Molecular function (GO): dynein heavy chain binding; dynein light chain binding
Source: RefSeq, a predicted model, not a curated record
AGUACAUAUUGCCUAUGCAAUAUUUCGAAGAUGUACCUCGUGAAGGUCAUCUUAUUUCGAUUCUUCUAGAUCUUUCGAUCAUACGAUCCCCCUGGGCUUUACUCUACCCUAACAGUAAAUGACAAUGUGUGAACUGCUGACGUCAUAGACGAUUCGCGAACUCGAGGUAUCUCUCUGAGAGCGUCGAGCUCGCCUCCUUACUUGAAUCUUGCUAUUCGCGGUGGCAAGGUCUGGUCUUUGAAUAUACCCAUUUAACUUAGAAUGUGUCGUGCUAGUUCUCUCUUUAUUUUAUACCACCCUUGGUGGCUAAAACAUGAUUUAUCAAAUAUCCCUAUUUUUGGACCCUUCACCAGAUCCGGACUGGGAGAAGUGGCAACCCUACUAAAGUGUUCAUAAAAACUAGAAUCUACGCUCGGGCCUAGUAUUGGGGGAACCACAGCGUUCAAGAAAUUUCCACAACUACAACAACAUUACAUCAACGCCCAGCACAAGACCACGAUGUAUCGUUGAAUUACCAUACAUCUUUCAUAAACAUGACAAAUCGUUUCAAAAAAAUAUCUUCAAUUGCAUGGCAUCCGGUGAAUCCUGGUUAUGCUGCAGUAGCCUACACCUCUCCUCUGAAGUCAAGUCACGAUGAAAACACCAUUUGCGAGAGAACUCACGUGGAAGAUGAUAUAAUUCAAAAAUCGAGAAAACUGGUGAACGAAAAUGAUAUUGAGACCAUUGAUUCAAUUUUCGAUAUCAUUUCUGCAGCAAAGAAACCUCUUAAAGAGCAUCCAACAGAUGAAGAUUCUGGCAGCGAGACUGAUUCGGUGAAGGAAGAAUCAGAUGAUGAAAACGACGAUCAAUCCACCAAAGAUAUCCGAGAUGCUGGUACACUGAUGAUCUACAAAACUCCGGUAACCAUUUCCAAAGCACUGUCACAAGAAUCGACUUCUAAAACCGACCAGGAGCCAGGUGAACACACUGAAAGCGAUCUGAGAUGGGCUUCGGAUAUGAUCAAGAUUGGCAAAGAUCAAGAGAAAAGUCUACCACGAGAAGAUAAACUGCCCGAUGACUCGAGUGAUGACACAACCAGUAUCAGCAGUCUCGAGUCGGCGUCUUCGUGCUCAACCAUGAAAUCUGAACAAUCUGUGAGAAUUCCUGCUUAUGAAGACACGGAUGGUGAAGAUGUCGAUUCGAUAGAAGAUGAUUUACCCAUCACCGAUACUGAUAGUUCUGUACUGCUUUGGAACUGCGAUAACGAUUUGACUCCUCAGCUAGAAUUAUACAAUGUCCACGACGUUCACGUCAUCAAAUUCUACCCUCUGGAUGGCAAUUUCCUCGCAGGAGGCAGUCGAAGUGGACAACUGGUUAUAUGGGAUAUUCGGGAUGACAUCGAGACUUCAAAAUGGCCCCACAAGCAAUUGGAUCAACAUAAUUUAGAUGCUGAAUUCAUGGAAAAUCUACCACAUUGGGAAGCAGACCAACACAAAUGCCCACUCGUGCAUCCUGCGGCGAUCAGCGUCCGUAACAUUUCGCACGUCGAUCGAGUCACAGACAUCGAAUGGAUGCAUCCGUCGGUCAAGUUGUCUUCUACAGGUGCAAUAACUAAAACUGAUUCCGACUCGAGACAAAUCCUCACCGCAUCUUUGGAUGGCAGUAUGAAAGUAUGGGAAUUACAAUCUGGUCGAGGAACAGAUGAUCAUAAGGGUGACUCUCGUUCAUGGCAUUUGCAGUUAAUUUAUAACAUGAUCAUCACAAACCCUAAAUUGGACAAAUACCCUUUAUCCAUCGUAGCAUUUAAAAUACUUCUACCAUCGCCUCAGUACAUUCCUUCGUCGUCAAAAAAUUUUGUAUUUGUUCCAGAGCUAAACAAAAAGAUCAAUUUAUCCAUAGCUGUGGCCAAUACCAUCGGUGAAGUGGGUAUAAUCAAGAUUGUAGAAAAAAAAGACGCGUUCACUGAUAUUCCACCGGCAAAAGCUCCAGAAAACUGCAAACAUGAAUGGUGGGGAAUUUGUCAUGAUGAUGUGAUUACCUCUUUGUCACAGAACUACUACUUCCCCAACAUAUUUUUAUCAACUGGUGGUAGGAUAUUCGCAUUGUGGAAUGCCAAUUUCAAGCAUGGGCCAAUUUGGUGGAAACAAUACGCUGUUGAUAUCGAAUUAACUGGAAGCUCAUUUUCUCCGUAUCAUCCAGGAUUGAUUUACAUUUCCACAUCGAAUGGUAAAGUUGACAUUUGGAACGUUACGAAGCAAGUGCAUUUACCUUUACUGGAAAUAAAAGCUUCUGGAUAUCGGAUCAAUGGGGUGGCUUUGGUGACACCCCCGUCUGCCGAGUAUAAACUUAGUAUCGCUGAUUCGAAUGGUAUUUUCCAUAUUUUAAAAAACCAAUACGAAGAAACUUGGGACGACGAUGAUGUACGAGUAACAAUUUCACUGUUUAACAAUCAUUCGAAAACUCAAACCGAAAUAACAGUAUUUGAUAUCAUUUACCCACUUGAUUUAUCAUGCUUGACGCAGUUGAAAAACGUGGACGUGUUUUUCAAAGGAGCUGAAGAAUGUAAGAAACAAUUGCUUCAUUGGAACAAGCACUGGAAAGAUUUAAGUACCACUUCAGACGAAUACGGAUUCCAAUAUAAACCCGAGCCGAGAAAACCCGACAAAUAUGACCCUCAAAGAAAGAAAAGUCUAAGGAUGGGUAAACCGAGUCUUCCGAUUGAAAAACUCAUUGCCAGCCCAAUUGUCGACGAUAGACCACUGCUGGAAAAAAUUGCGGAUUCUCAAGAGCACAAAGAGCUACUUCAAAAACUCUUGGACGAUUAUAAAGCUCUCCCAAAACUCAUACCUGAAGCUCCUGAUACUUCAACGAAAUCACAACCUUUAUCAAUCAACGAUAUUCAUCGUAUUUAUUGCACAUAACUUAAGAAUAUAGACAUCAAAAUGGAGAUAGACAUUCAAGCUGUGUAUCGAGAUGAAGGCAGAUGUAUAAUUUUUUCAUAACGACAAACGACGAUAAAACUCAUGCUAGUCAAUUUUUUCGCUACGAUAAUACGAGUUUAUUUAUUGGUUUUGACGGUUUCGCGUUUAUAGACAAAAGAAGAGAGAGAGAAAGGCAGAUAGUAUAGCGAAACAGGGUGAGAGUUCGUUUUCUAUGUAACACAGAUAAACAUGAAUUUAUAGCUGUAAACUGCUUAAAAAAUAUUAUUUAUGGCGUCAUAAAUUUCGACAUUGUACUUCUGCUAAUAAUCAUUUAAGUUCGAAAUGAGAAUUUAUUUUUAAUGAGUAUUUUAAAAAUUCAUAGCCUAUGAGCAGAUACGUUACACAAGCCUUGUUUUUUAUUUAGGUAUACCUAUAUUUUGUUUUGGAAAACAAAUUACAUCAUACUAACACAA